This is a messenger RNA of Alnus glutinosa, 2448 nucleotides long. Its product is annotated as U3 small nucleolar RNA-associated protein 18 homolog. NCBI's taxonomy places the organism in Eukaryota, Viridiplantae, Streptophyta, Magnoliopsida, Fagales, Betulaceae. The record is from RefSeq and is a predicted model, not a curated record. Bases 336 to 2033 code for a protein of 565 amino acids. Gene Ontology annotation, molecular function: protein binding. The transcript is spliced from 2 exons. Gene Ontology annotation, cellular component: small-subunit processome; Pwp2p-containing subcomplex of 90S preribosome. Gene Ontology annotation, biological process: rRNA processing.
UAAACGAACACAAUUAGAAGGAAAAAUAAUUUUUUCCUCAUUAUAGAAGCCGCACGAAACUCGAAAGAAAACCCUAGCCGCGUCACUUUUUCACUUUUCUUAGAAAACCGAUUUACUUUCCCGCCUCUGCGCCUCACGGAUUCACAGUCUACAGAUUCACACUUCACAGCUUCACCUUCGGAGCUUCGGUCCUUCACUCACGGCUUUCACAGUUCCCGCGGCCUUCAUUUCACAGUUCAGCCGUCGUCGCCCGUCGACAACACACCGUUCGUCCGUCCGUCGACUCCUUCCGUCCGACCGAGCGACACCAGGAGGCAGGAUUUGUCUUGUGAAAGAUGAGUUUAAUAUCUCAAAAGAUUCUCCCUAAAAGUAGAGCCAACAAGACAAAAAGGGUGGAUGCUGAUGAGCCUUCAUUUCUGCCAGGGAAUGAAGACACCGGAAAUGGAGAUUUGGAUGUUUUAAGGGUGAAUAAGAGAAAGAAAGAACGCAAGGAAGAGGAUGAGAAGUUGGUAAUUGAGCAAGAAAGAGAAAUGAAGAAGCUGGAGAACUCUUUGUUUGGUUCUCUGUAUUCCCCUGUUGAGUUUGGGAAGGAAGAUGAGGACAUUCAAGACAGAGCUGAGAAAGGUUCUGCUUUGUUUUUCAUGGACCGUUCUGCAAAUAGUAUGCUCUCUGUUUAUGAAGAGGAUGGAGAAUUCUUAGAAAGAAGUAAUGAUGAGGAGGAAACUAAGCCAAGAAAACCUGUAUGGGCAGAUGAGGAAGAGCAAAAAACCAAAAUAAAUAUUGCUCAAGUUAACAGAUUAAGGAAACUGAGGAAGGAAGAGGAUGAGAGUUUAAUUUCUGGUUCAGAGUAUGUAUCGAGAUUGAGGGCCCAACAUGCUAAGCUGAACCCCAGAACAGAGUGGGCCCAAUUCGAUUCAUGGGCAAAGCAUGAUUCAUCUUUUGAUGAUGAGUCAUCGGAUGAAGAAAAUGGGGCAGUAGUGGCCCGUGGUUACGAGGAUGUUGAAGUUGUUGAAGAUAUCCUUCGAACAAAUGAAGACCUUGUUGUGAAAAGCAGUACAAAAUUGUUGCCUGGACUUCUUGAAUACUCAAGACUUGUAGAUGCAAAUGUAGAGGAUCCUUCUAAGGGUCCAAUAAAUUCAGUUCAGUUCCAUCGAAAUGCUCAAUUGCUACUUGUUUCAGGAUUGGAUCGAGGGCUCAGAUUUUUUCAAAUUGAUGGCAAACGCAAUACCAAGAUACAAAGUAUCUUCCUUGAUGAUUGCCCCGUUCGAAAGGCAUCUUUCUUACCUGAUGGGUCUCAGGUUAUUAUAGCAGGAAGGAGAAAGUUCUUCUACUGCUUCGAUUUAGUAAAAGCAAAAGUCGAUAAAAUAGGUCCCCUGGUUGGCAGGGAGGAGAGGAGCUUGGAACUCUUUGAGGUUUCCCCUGAUUCUAGUACGAUUGCCUUUGUGGGAAAUGAAGGUUAUAUCUUGCUGGUUUCUACCAAAACGAAGGAACUGAUAGGGACACUAAAGAUGAAUGGAACAGUUCGGUCUUUAGCUUUUGCUGAUGAUGGGCAGCAAUUAUUGAGCUCUGGUGGUGAUGGCCAGGUGUACCACUGGGAUUUGAGAACGAGGGCUUGCUUCCAUAAGGGUGUAGAUGAAGGUUGCAUGAAUGGUACGGCUCUCUGCACUUCCCCAAAUGGCAAACUAUUUGCAGCCGGUUCAGACAGUGGGAUUGUUAAUAUUUAUAACAGAGAGGAGUUCUUAGGGGGCAAGAGAAAACCUAUCAAGACCAUAGAAAAUCUAACCACCAAAGUGGAUUUUCUGAAAUUUAAUAAUGAUGCUCAAAUAUUGGCUAUUUCUUCUAGCAUGAAGAAGAACAGUUUAAAGUUGAUCCAUGUCCCGUCGUUUACUGUGUUCUCGAACUGGCCUCCACUUAACAAGUCCCUACAUUAUCCACGCUGUUUGGAUUUCAGUCCCGGCGGUGGUUUCAUGGCCAUGGGAAAUGCUGGUGGAAAAGUGUUGUUGUACAAGUUGCAUCACUACCUUCAUGCAUAGAGCGAAUGUGACAUAUUCAAUGUCUGGUCGCUCAGCCCUGCUUUCAUCCCCACAUAUCGGAAGCAUCAUUUGUCUGAGGCCCCAAUAUGAAAUGAUUGUAUCUCUUCUUUUUCUUUGCUCGGGUUUUGGUUGGGUGAGGUUUCAGAUUAUUAGUGGAUGGAGUAAUGUCUGGAAUUCUUUAUUUAUUUGAGUAAAUCAUGGCUUAUGUUUAGAAUCACUUGAUAAUUGCCACAGGCUACAAAUUUGUGAUUUCCAAGUGAGGUUUUUGUGCCAGGAUUUGUACCUGGCGGAUUUUCUUUUUUGGUUGUUUUCUUGUGAGUUUAGCCUUGUGAGCUAGCCAUCAUAUUUGGCUGAAUUUAGAAGUUGCCCUUUCUGAAUUAAAUCCAACAGACUGGCCACACUUGCUUAUACGGAA